This is a messenger RNA of Magnolia sinica, 757 nucleotides long. Its product is annotated as translocator protein homolog. Gene Ontology annotation, cellular component: membrane. The record is from RefSeq and is a predicted model, not a curated record. Bases 75 to 629 code for a protein of 184 amino acids. NCBI's taxonomy places the organism in Eukaryota, Viridiplantae, Streptophyta, Magnoliopsida, Magnoliales, Magnoliaceae. The transcript has a single exon.
AAUCCGGCCGUCCAUAUGAACUCCCAUCAAAACACUCAUCCCUCCCCACCUCUUCAUCUCUUUUGCAAUCAUCCAUGGCAUCCCAAACCCUCAAACAACGUCUCAAAGAUGACCCCACCACCAUCACAACCACCAACACCAACACCACCAGAAACACCAGGUCCAAGAAGAUCGCCAUGGCCCGACGCGGCCUCAAAUCGCUAGCGGUCGCGAUCUUGGUCCCUUUCUCCCUGACCAUUGCAACCAUCUUCGCCUGCCGUUCGAUCUACAACGGGCCCACCGGACCAGUUCCAUACAUCCCCAUGUGGGCCAUCCACCUAGCCUCCUUAUCGUCAUCCUGCCUGAUGGGUCUAUCGGGUUGGCUCGUGUGGGCCGAGGGCGGAUUCCAUCAGCAGCCGCUCGCUUUGGCUUUAUACGUGGCUCAGUUCGUGUUAGGCCUGUUCCCGGGUCCACUAGUUUUCGCGAAGGGCGCCACACGUGCGGGACUGUUGGUGUGUGGUAUGCUUUUUGUGUCGAUUUACGGGUGUUCUUGGUGUUUUCGACGGGUGAAUCCGAUCGCUGCCGAUCUUGUGAAGCCAACGCUGGCGUGGGUGGCUUUUCUUGGAGUUAUGAAUUACAAGCUGCUUUGAAUGUGGUCUGUGUAAGACUGUAAGUAGGCUUUUUAAACUUUGUAUUUGGGCUGUUAGCCUUUUAAAUGGUUGUGUGUAUAUGAUCAUAAAGGUUUACUUCUAGGCAGAUGGAUGGUGUAUUUCAUUGA